This is a messenger RNA of Peromyscus californicus insignis, 577 nucleotides long. RefSeq names its product SLC35A4 upstream open reading frame protein. The record is from RefSeq and is a predicted model, not a curated record. NCBI's taxonomy places the organism in Eukaryota, Metazoa, Chordata, Mammalia, Rodentia, Cricetidae. Bases 50 to 427 code for a protein of 125 amino acids. The transcript has 4 exons.
CCCCCCCUCCGCCCGAAAUGCCCCGGAAGUGCCUCUGCCCUCAGUAAAGAUGGAAGUAGCCUUUGCCACAGGGAGGCGGGGCUGCGCGUGCGCAACAAGUUCGGCGGGGGGAAAGAUGGCGGAUGACAAGGAUUCUCUGCCCAAGCUUAAGGACCUGACAUUUCUCAAGAAGCAGCUGGAGCGCCUACAGAAGCGUGUGGAGGAUGAAGUCAACAGUGGUGUAGGCCAGGAUGGCUCGCUCUUGUCCUCCCCAUUCCUCAAGGGAUUCCUGGCAGGCUAUGUGGUGGCCAGAUUGAGGGCGUCAGCAGUAUUGGGCUUUGCGGUGGGCACUUGCACUGGCAUCUAUGUGGCCCAGUCAUACGCUGUACCCAACGUGGAGAAGACGCUGAAGAACUACAUUAGGUCACUGCGAAAGGGGCCUGACUAGACCCUCCGGGGAAGGCAGGAUGAGCACGUGGGGCCUGCAGAGCGUGGGCAGUGGUUUGUCAGCCUGCAGCCUGCACGCCUUCCAUCCCUAGUUCCGUGGGACUAACCCCCAAACUGUGGGACAUGAGCCCUCUCUUCAAGCCCUGACUGU